Molecule: messenger RNA, 1026 nt
Organism: Paramecium pentaurelia
Lineage: Eukaryota; Ciliophora; Oligohymenophorea; Peniculida; Parameciidae
Source: the annotation of a GenBank genome assembly
AUGGAAAUUCUUAAUUGGCUUAAAGAAUUAGAUAUUGGUUACCAAACAUUUAAAAUUGUCAUUUUACAGAUGAUCAUCAAAGCCUUAUAAAUUUUUUAAAUCAAAACUACAUUACUUUUUUUGAUCUUAUAAGGAUCAAUGGCAAAUGAAACUCUACAUAUGCUAUUAAUAUUCCCUAAUAUUUAUUCAAUUCUUAUUUAUUGUUAGUUUCCUGAGAAAUAUGAAGACCUAAUACAAAAAUUUAAAUAAAUUGUAUUUAUCACAAAUUAAUAAGAUGAAGUGAUUGUAACAUUAAAAAAAAGGGUAGCACCUUUUUUAAUUUUAAGAGAAAUCAAUUUAUACAAGUUUUCUAAUUAUUUUUAACAAAUUGUGGCACUUUAUUAUCUUUCUGAGUAAUUUUCUUAGAGUAGUAUUCCUUUCUAUUAAAAAAUGAAGCUCUUAAAAUAAUUUAAGAUACAAUGUAAUGUGUGCCAAAUACUAUAUACAUAUGAUCUCAAGAGGCUUAAGUAGAAUUAGCUCUUUAAAUUCAUGAGAAAUUAAAAAAUGGACAAAUUAAGGUUAUAAUUCAUCUCUAUCCAGGACCUAGUGGAUUUUGUAAAUUUCUCAACACAAUUCUAUAAAUUUUAAUCGAAAAGGGAAUUUUAGAUGCUUCAGUCAUAAUAAAAUCAUUAAAAUACAGUUUAGAAAAUACUAAGACACAUAGAUCCAAAUUUAUUUGCUUCGAGUGAUUUUUUCCUAUAUAGAGGAGUAGAUUGUACGAUCGAAUAAUUUAGACUAAAGCAUAAAUCAUAUGAUUUAGCAGAGAUUUUGCAAUUAGUAAAUUCUAUGCUAAGGAUUUGGGCAUUAUAUUUAGAAUCUCGUUUAAUGAAAAUAAUUUAGAUGACUCUCAUUUUUAAAUGGUCAGACCCAAGUCUAUUUAUACGGUUUCAGAAUGAAUAAGAUUAUUUAUUUUCUUGUUUUUUGAGCUUCAUAAUUACAAAAUUUAAUUAAGAUAAUAUCAUAGAUAUAGAAUUUGUUAAAAUUUGA